Theobroma cacao (cacao) is the source of this 2900-nucleotide messenger RNA. The record is from RefSeq and is a predicted model, not a curated record. NCBI's taxonomy places the organism in Eukaryota, Viridiplantae, Streptophyta, Magnoliopsida, Malvales, Malvaceae.
CCUUGUCCUUUUUUGUUCGAUACUACCAGACGCAAGUUUUUAAAAACCCUCAUUUCACAUUUCUCUUUAUUUUUCUUCCCCAUUUUUCUCAAAAUCCGAAAAAAAUUCCCCGAAUUAUAUUGAAUGAAAAAAAAAUCAUAAGGCUCGUUUGUAUUUUGCCAUUCUGUUAUUUUCUUUUAAUUUUGUGUUUUUUCGUCUCACUUUUUCCUUUGUUUUAGAUAACUUUGUCUUUGUUGAAAACUAGGGUUUGCUCUAAUGGUGGGUUUUGUGUAUUGAAAUUAGGGCAUUUUCAGAUAAAAUUUUCACUUCUUUCCCCUUUAAAGAAAGUGGCCUUUCGUGGCUUCCCAAAUAUAUAAUCCUGUUUUGAAGGUGAGUUUUGGUUGGAAAAGAUGUCAUCAAGGUAUCCAAUACUUGACAAUAAACCUAUUGAUCAAUGGAGGGUUACAGAGUUGAAAGAAGAACUUAAGAGGCGGAAGUUGACAACUCGGGGCUUGAAAGAGGAUUUGGUAAAACGGUUGGAUGAAGCACUUCGAAUUGAAAGGGAAAAUGCUGCAAAGGAUGCAGAUAAUGGUUUUAAGUCUGAUCCCCAGCCUGUAGUUGAGGAAGGGAUUGAGAAAGCAGAGCCGGUUGUUGCUAAGACUGUUAAAGAGGUCGUGCAUCAUGGUGACAGUGAGAUUGAGAAGGGGAGUGGGGUGAAGUUUCAGGUUGACAUUAAUGAUAGUGCAGCUGCUUUGGGUCAUGGAGGAGUUCAAGGAAGGGACAUAUUGGUGGAAGAGGAGCCUGUUAUUCAAACCGCAACAGUGCAGACCAAGAUAACAGUUACUGAGACUGUGGUAUCUGAGGUAGAAUUGACUGGACAGGAUUUGCAGAGCUCAGGACAAGGGGAGAAUGUGAAUUCUAAUAUCGAAGUGGAGUAUGAGGACCCGAAGCCCCAGGUGGAGAAUGAGGGUCCAAAGUCUGAGGUGGAGAAUGAUGAUUUAAAGUACCAGCUAGAGAGUGUGGGUUCAAAGUCUCAGCUGGAGAAUGAAAAUCUGAAGCCCCAGAGGGAGAAUGUGGGUUCAAAGGCUCAGCUGGAGAAUGAUGAUCCAAAGCCCCAGCUGGAGAGUGUGGGUUCAAAGCCUCUGCUGGAGAAUGAUGAUCCGAAGCCCCAGCUGGACAUUGAGGAUUCAAAGCCCCAGCUGGAGAAUGAGGGUUUGAAGGCUCCACAUGAGGAUGACGUGCGUGACUGUUCUGCUCCAAACAACCAGGUAUCUGAGGUCAGCCCUAUUUUAGGGUUUCAAGUAAAAUCUGAUUCUAUUUCUACUGAUUCUGUGUCAAUUAAUGAAAAGAUUGAACUAAAGGAUAAUAUAAUUGCUGAUAAUGUCAAAUUAGACCUAGAUGUUGUUAAGCCGGAGAUGGUGGAACCAUCAUCCAGCAAUGUUGUCCCAGUUAGUGGUGAAUCGCAUCCAAUGGAUGUUGAAGAGCCACUUGAGAACAAGGUGUCUGUUGAUGAGAGAGAUGACAAGAAUGUUACAAAUGCAGACAUGAGCAAGAAAAAUGAUAGUGCAGAGAUGGGGUACUCAGAAAAAUUAAAUUUAGAUAGAAGUUCAGGUGAUGACUCUAUGGAGGAGGAUGUGCUUGAUAGUAAACAAAUUGACUCAAAAUGUAGCACUGAGGAAAUGGGAGAGAAGAGUGUGAAAAAUGAACUGCCUAUUUUGAAGGAGGAGAGUCCUGUUGAUGUUGUAGGAGAUGGUUUAUCUGCAGAUGUUGAGAAUAAGAGCCGUUCAACUGUCCCUGUCGAGAAAAGAAAGCUUCAUGAUCAGGAAGCUGUAGGGAACAAUGAGCCUUCAAAAAGGCGCAAAUGGAACUCUGACAAUGUUAAAGUUCCAGAGCGGCAAGGCUCUAAUCUUACGCCCACCACCACACCUAAAGAAACUACUAAGCCUGCUUCUCUGAAACGUAACUUCUCUAGAUCAGACUCAACAGCUAGUGAAGAUACACCCAAGGAACGAGUUGUUCCGCCGUCACAGAAGCCUCUGACCACUUCCCUCAGAAUUGAUCGUUUUUUGCGCCCUUUUACCUUAAAAGCUGUGCAAGAACUUUUAGGGAAAACUGGAACUGUUACGAGCUUCUGGAUGGACCACAUUAAGACCCAUUGCUUUGUUACUUAUUCAUCUGUGGAAGAAGCCAUAGAGACACGAAAUGCCAUCUAUAACCUGCAAUGGCCACCCAAUGGUGGACGUCUAUUGGUGGCUGACUUUGUUGAUCCUCAGGAAGUGAAAAUGCGGCUGGAGGCUCCACCUCAGACUCCAACUACUCCUGGGACUUCUGGUUCUAUUGCGCCUCAAGCCCAAUCUACUUCUCAGCCUCAGCCCUCACCUCGUCAACAGGUUCCUAGACAGCAGCUUCCACCUCCUGCUCUUCCACCACCACCGCCCUUGUCUAACCCACCACCGGUUAGAGAACGGCUCCCUCUUCCACCACCACCUCCAGAGAAACUAGAUCCUCCUAUUGUCACUCUGGAUGACCUGUUUCGGAAAACCAAAGCAACUCCUAGGAUCUACUAUUUGCCUCUGUCAGAAGAACAAGUUGCAGCAAAGCGAGCAGCACGUGGCAGAAACGUGAAGCAGUCUGCAGGUGUUGCUUUUUGGAAGGAAUUGUUCCAGCCAUGCGGAGGGAAGUUGUCCGGUGAUAGAUUUUGGUUUUCUGAAGGCUGCUUUGGGCUGAGUUUUAAAUUUCAUUUAGCAUUAGAACCCUUCGAACUGAGAGCUCUCUUUAUUAGUGGAUUGAUUCUCCUUUGCUCGAAUUUGGUUUUCCUACUGGACCUAAUUUGGUAGAAUCUAACUUCUUGUGGAUGAUGAUUUGCAUACAAUUGUUUAAGGAAUGUAGAAUCCCCAAUAGUAUUAUCAUCUCUAAUUCAA